GUAAUUGGAGCGGAGAACUUUCUCAAAUACAGCAACUGUCCGCAAGUGCGCUUCCACUUCCAAGUCACUUGCGCGACGCUGCUUCACUGCGCUUUAAAGAGAACUUCUACCUUGCGAGAUCAGCGCAAGAUUGAGACAUGUCUAGAUUCCCACGCGCAAGUCCAUAACCUCUUUGCCUUUCUGGGAAUGUCUUGAACACAAACCCUGUCCUUCCCCGAACUCGCCCUUGAUUGAGCCUCAAGAUGGCAACAACGGUCGCGAGAAACGGCAACGGCCCAAGCACAAAUGGCACAACAGUCGGCAUCACUCCCACCUCACGUUUCUCCGAUAUCCCUGCCGCUAUCGACAUUCCUGUUUCCGGUGGCCUCGAUGCAGAUGAGGCGGUUGAGGUGAACCUCGAGGAUCAUUUGGACGACCCAACAGAAUUAUGCCAGCUCUUAGAGAACGAGAAAGCCGCGAAGAAUUUGUGGAUCACAAUAGCUUUGGCCUAUGCAAAACAAGCACAAAUCGAUCAUGCUGUGGAAAUUCUGGUGAAAGGAUUGGGAUCUCUUUCUCGAAGCGGUCCCAAGGAGCGUCUGAGCCUGCUUACAUGUGUCGCAUGGUUGAAUCUACUCAAGAGCAGGCAGGCUCCUCGUGUCUUGUCCGAAAAUCAGCAGACCAACGAUACGAAGACAAAAGAUACCUACCUGCGGGAAGCGACCACCACUAUCAACGAUGCUCUGCGGAUCAAUCCCGCUUUUCCUCCUCUCUACCUCACACGUGGUGUCCUGUUCCUCCUCCGAGCCUCCUUGCAGGCGUCGACGAAAACUGGUCCUGGUGCCGAUGCCGAAAGAGCGGAAUCUCUGAAACAGGCCUCCAAGUGUUUUGAUGAUGCGCUUAGGUCGUCGGAUGGACGCAACAUGAUGGCCGCGAUGGGCAAGGCUCGGACAUUGUAUCUUCUGAAGCAAUAUGGUCCAGCCCUGCAAGCAUACCAAGAAGUGCUGUCCAAGAUGCCUGGUCUCACUGACCCAGAUCCCCGAAUCGGCAUUGGCGCUUGUCUCUGGCAACUGGGAUAUCCUGACCGGGCAAAAACUGCGUGGGAAAGAUCACUCGCCUUGAACCCAGACUCAAAGGUUGCAAACGCGCUCCUAGGAGUCUUCUACUUGCACGAAAGCGCCAAAUAUCCGGCGUCAGAUCCUCAAUUCAAUAUCCUUUACAAAAAAGCCAUGAUUGACCACACCAAGAAAGCCUACACAAUUGACAAGAACUUCCCUCUGAGCUGUGCGACGUUCGCAAGCUAUUUCUUACUCACUGGUCGGUACGAUACCGUGGAGCCACUUGCCAGGAAGGCGAUCGAGCAAACCGAUAUCAACGCAAUCGCUAGUGAGGGAUGGUAUUUGCUCGCCAGAAAAGAACACAACAGCGGUGACCUGACCAAAGCAAACGACUGCUACAGCAAAGCGGAUCAGGCACGAGGUGGCCUAGACAGAGGUUACUUCCCUGCCAAGUUCGGCUUGAUCCAGAUUAUGGUACAAUCUCAGGACAUUCAAGGCGCAAAAUUCCGCCUCGAAUCGCUAGGUCAACUCAACCGUCACGUGGAAGCAAUGACUUUGCUGGGAUGCAUAUAUGCCGAAGAAGCGUUCUCGACACAAACUACUAUGACCAAGGAGGACAAAGCAGCCUCGGCUCGAAAAGCAGUGUCCCUACUCGAGAAUGUGCGCCGAACAUGGAAGGACGAGAAGUCUCGAAACAAACCGGAUGAAUCGGUGUUGCUCUACCUCGCCAGGCUCUACGAGCAGGAGAAUCCCAUCGAGAGCCUGAAAUGUCUUCAGCAAGUUGAAGCAAUGCAACUUGAGAAGAUCCCAGACGAGGAUAAGCCAGAUCCCAGCGAGGACAACGCUGCUUACAUUGCGCAAUUACGCGAACAUCUCCCGCCACAACUUCUAAACAACAUGGCAUGCUUCCUGUACGGGCAAGAGUCCUAUACCCUGGCGCGGGAGACAUUCCAGAUUGCACUCAGCGCAUGUGUGAAGCUGACGGAGAAGCAAGAAGCGGAGAAAGAAGCUUUGGAAGAGGGCAAAAUCAACUUGGAAGACGUUGACAAUAGUGAUACGGAUGCUUUGGUGACCACAAUCUCCUACAACUUGGCUCGAACUUAUGAAGCCUUAGGGCUGGUCACUGAGGCACAGAAGGUGUAUGAAGGGCUCCUUGGAAGACAUGCUGAUUACACGGACGCUUCCGCCCGAUUGGCUUAUAUUGCUUUGGAAACGUCUCCGCGUGAGGACGGUCCGCGCAAGAUCCACGCCGUGUACCAGAGUGAUUACGGCAAUACUGAGGUCAGAGCGUUAAUGGGCUGGUACCAUCAUAGCGCUAAGAAGAAGACCACCAACCUUGCCGAGGAUACGGAGAAUCGACAUUACAAGCACACGUUACAGGGCUACGACAAGCAUGAUCUCUAUUCACUCACGGGCAUGGGCAAUGUCCACCUCACAAUUGCCCGGGACAUGCCUCGUAACACGGACCAAGAGAAGGAAAAACGAAGCAAGAUGUACGCCAAAGCCUACGAGUUCUUCGACAAAGCUUUGCAGUUGGACCCGAAGAAUGCCUACGCAGCUCAGGGUGUCGCCAUCGCUCUGUGCGAUGACAAGAAGGCUUAUUCGGACGCCGUGCAAAUAUUCACCAAAAUCAAAGACACCCUCCGCGAUGCUUCGGUCAACCUCAAUCUGGGUCAUGUGAUGACAGAACUGCGCCAGUAUCAACGCAGCAUCGACAAUUACGAGAUCGCCCUGAGAAAAGAAGGGAAAGGAGAAAAUGCUCAGUUACUGGCGUGCUUGUCAAGAUCAUGGCUGUUGAAGGGUAAAGCGGACAGAUCUAUUUCCGCCUUGAACACUGCUCUUGACUACAUGAAGCGUGCAUUGGCCACUCAAACUGACUCUCCUCAUCUCCAAUUUAACGUGGCCUUCAUUCAAUUCCAAAUUGCGCAGCAUGUCAACCAGGCUAAGGAGACCGAUCGUACCCUCGAGGAUGUGGACGCUGCUAUUACUGGACUUGAGGAGGCUAUCGAGACUUUUGAACAAGUGGCAAGACACAAGCAGCCACCUUACCCUCGAAGUGCGCUCGAACAGAGAGCGGCUAUGGGUAAGAAUACAAUGCGGAACCAGCUUGAGCGACAACGUGGGAAACAGGCAGCUUAUGAGACUGAAAAUGCCACUAAACUGCAGGAAGCCAAGGAGAAGCGUCAAGAAGAACUUCGCAGACGUGAAGAAGCGGCCAGAAGACGCAGAGAAGAGGAGGAAGAACGUGCAAAGAAGAUUGCAGAUGAACGGCGGAGGAUCGUGGAAGAGACAGAGAAACUUGCGGAACACCUACGUGCAGAGGCCGCUGCAAGGGAGGCUGCUGACUACACUGAUGACGAGGAAACCGGCGACCGUGUCAAGCGAAAAGCCAAGAAAGGAGGAUCCAAGCGGAAGAAGAGGGACGACGAGGAUGGGUUUAUCGAAGAUGAUGGGGACCAAUUUGACGGUAAGAGCGAGAGGAGCGUGUCUAGAACGCCGAUUAGUGGGUCCGACAACGAAGCUGCAGCUGAGAAACCGAAGAAGAAGAGAAGAAAGCUGGAGAGAAAGAGCAAACCAGCAAAAGAGCCAAGAAAGAAUGACAAGUACAAGUCUGCUGCUGUGGUCGUCGAUUCCGAUUCAGAACUGGAAGAUGAGCCUGAAGCUGCCCCCACGCCCGAAGAAGGUGCUGAAUCCCCUGCUGGAGAUCAGGACGAGGAGAUGGUCGAUACUCGUGAUGACGAUGACGAUGAGGUCCGACCUCGGCAGCCUGCAAGACAGAGAAAACAGCUUCGCACUAUUGCCGAUGACGAUGAUGAUGAGGACGAAGAUGAGGUUGGCGCGAAUGGCCAUUCUGAACCUUCCGAAGCGUCGAAACCCGCCGACAUUGACGAUGAGGAUGACGAGUAAGCGUCCUGGGCGUUGGCAACUCUUUUGAAAACACGUUUGGGAGCAGCGGAUCGGACUUUCAGAGGGUAAAAGCACUCGAAAUCGGGCUGGGGGGGACCAUCCGAUAUGACAUUAGAGGGAGAAGGCUGCGUGACUAUGCCAAAAGCUGAGACUUUUACUUCUGGGUCUGUAUUGACUGUAUAAGAAAUGAACUAUUCAUACCCUCGAAA
Exophiala viscosa is the source of this 4150-nucleotide messenger RNA. RefSeq lists its product as uncharacterized. Gene Ontology annotation, molecular function: RNA polymerase II complex binding. Lineage: Eukaryota; Fungi; Ascomycota; Eurotiomycetes; Chaetothyriales; Herpotrichiellaceae. Gene Ontology annotation, cellular component: Cdc73/Paf1 complex. The coding region runs from base 243 to 3941 and encodes 1232 amino acids. The record is from RefSeq and is a predicted model, not a curated record. The transcript has a single exon. Gene Ontology annotation, biological process: transcription elongation by RNA polymerase II; regulation of DNA-templated transcription.